Messenger RNA from Ruditapes philippinarum (Manila clam), 2347 nucleotides. RefSeq lists its product as uncharacterized. The record is from RefSeq and is a predicted model, not a curated record. Gene Ontology annotation, cellular component: nucleoplasm; chromatin. Gene Ontology annotation, molecular function: zinc ion binding; ubiquitin-protein transferase activity. Gene Ontology annotation, biological process: positive regulation of DNA-templated transcription. The transcript is spliced from 2 exons. NCBI's taxonomy places the organism in Eukaryota, Metazoa, Mollusca, Bivalvia, Venerida, Veneridae. The coding region runs from base 285 to 1895 and encodes 536 amino acids.
ACAAGGUUGAUCAUAUGUUAAACCAAGCUGAUGUGAAUACUUAAACCUGUGUAUUUAAACAAGGAGUAAGAGUAGACAGUAGGGUGAACCUUUGCAAAUAACUUAGCAAAUAUUGGAGAUUGAAAGGAAAAAGUUAAAUAUCAUUACAGAAGUAAAACUUGAGAACUGGGAUUUAAAGUGUUGCUGGAAAUUAUAAUGUUUAAAAUGACUGUGAAAUGAAAUUGGGACAGCUUUAUUGGUGAAUAGAUCAGUUCAGAUUACACAUUGAAUAAAAUAUCUACAAAAUGGCUACUGGUAAACAAAUAGAUACGGAUAUUCUUUCCGAUGAAAUAUUUGAUGUAUUAUGUUCAAUGUGUAAAAAUAAAGGGAAAAACACUGAAGGUGAAAAAUACUGUGUAGACUGUAAGGAUUAUUUCUGUAUAACUUGUGUUCAAGUACAUGGUCAAGUGCCUCUGUGUGCUGGUCACAAGGUGCUGGAUAAAUCUCAAGUUAAGUCAGGAACCAGCAAAGGUCUGCCGAGGGCACCAACAGAGAGAUGUGACAGACACAGUCAUAAACACAUUGAUAUGUACUGUCAGAACCAUGAUAAUGUUGGCUGUUCUACAUGCAUGGCAGUUGAUCACAGAUUAUGCAAGGACACAUUCUACAUACCAGAAUUUAUCCAAAACAAUACUUGCCAAGUUGCAUCCAGAGAAAUUCAAACAAGACUCAAGGAAAUAGCCAAGACCCUUGCUAAACAAGCUGAUAGAUUUAAACAGGAUAAACAAAGGCUGCUGAAGAGGAAAGCAGAAAUACUGGCUGAUAUCAGAAAAUUCCGACAAGAAAUCAAUGAUCAUCUUGACAAACUGGAGAAAACUUCUAUAGAUGAGAUAGAAGAUAAAGUCAAAAGUCUUGAAGACAAGAUAGAAGAUGGUCUCAAACAGCUACAAGCAAAUAAGUCCAGGAUUACAUCAGCUAAUGAUAAAUUAGCAUCUACAAACACAAAUAAAGCUGAAGUGUUUGUUCAUGUUAAGAUGGCAGAGGAUGCUGCAAAUGUUGCCAACAUAUAUAUUGAAGAUGCAAAAAUUAAAAAUACAGUAGAAGACAUAGAUUUUCAACCUGAUAGAACAAUUCUUACACAGCUAGAACAAAUGAAGGCCCUAGGCACACUAUCAGAAAAACCUACAAAGGCUUCUGUUAAUUUAUUUCAGAUUAAAGGACAUCAAUUAUAUAAUGUAAAAGUUAAGUCUGAUAAAAAUAAUUGUCAUAUCACCAGUGCCUGCUGUAUGGAAGAUGGUACAAUAAUUCUUGCUGAUUACAACAACAACAAACUUAAACGGUUACACAGUUAUAACUAUACUGUCACUGACUACUAUGAUCUACCUGGAGGACCAUGGCAAGUGUGUAUGAUCAAUAACACACAAGUUGCAGUAACUGUUCCAUCACAAAAGUCAGUUCAUUUCAUUUCUCUUAGUGGUAAAAUGAAAACAUCAAACAAGAUUAAAACUGAUUUUGAAUGUUAUGGUCUUGCAUAUGCAAACAAUAAUUUAUAUAUUUCAGACUCUGACACAUCAGUAUAUAUGUAUACAUUGUCUGGUAGGAAGCUUAAUCAGUUCAGUAAGGAUCAAUCAGGACAUAAGCUGUUCUCUGACAUACGCAGUAUAGCUGUCAGUAAGGAUGCUACAAGGAUUUAUGUUGCUGACUGCCGUAAUGGACUGAUAGUACUGGACAACAAUGGUCAGGUUAUUACAUCAUUUAAUGAUGAACAAUUAAAGAGGGCUACAUGUUGUUAUCUCACUGAAGCAGGUAGUGUGCUGGUAUCUGGAGAUGGCUCCAAUAAUGUUUUACAGUUUACAUGUGAUGGUGAGCUGAUAGGAGAGGUUAUAAAAGCUGAUAGUAGAAAAGCGGAAUAUUAGAUCAGUCUGUUGUAAUCAACAAAUGACUAAGAUGUGUAUAAGCAGAUGGAUGGAUGACAACAUUGAAGUGUAUGAUAUCUAAUCUUUUAAGUAAAUAUAUGAACCACUAUCAAUAAAAAUAUUAUUUAAAGAAUAUCCUGGUUCAUAUGUAAAAUUCAAUAUUUAAACAGAAAAUGUAAAAGAAAAACACAGUCACUUAAAUAACUUGAUUGUGACAAGUACAUGACUUUUGUAUAUACAUGUUCAAUAUGUCAUGAUACUACUUAAGUUUAAUUCAUUGUGAAUAUACAUGAAUUGUGUUGUAGAAAUUUAUUUGAUUUAUCAUAUACAUUGUAUUCUUGCAUUAUAAUUUAUAUCAAAAUUUAUAUAUUUUUAAAACUGUAUGUUGUGUGACUUAGAUGGUGUUUAUGAGUGAAAUAAAUGUAGAAUUUAAACAUAUUUUUCAUCUAUAU